AUGUCUUAGUAUCGGCCAUAAAGAAACAAUGUAUCUCGAACACACUAACCUUAAAAAUAAGAUAGUUCAUUGUAGGAAAGUGAUAAUCAACAUCUUUAAAAUCCAUAAUUUACUCAAGAGUAAAAGUAAAGAAAUUAUACAAAAUAACUAUUUUUAUAGUACUCUUCCAAGAAGUACUUAUAGAACACCAGAUGCUAGAGUAAAUCACUUUGAUGGGAUAUCAAAUGAAGAAAUUUAUAAGAAAAAGUAUAUAAUAACUUAUUCUAGAAUAAAUGAAUUACAAAAAUAAAAUGAUGAUUUAAGAGAAAAGUAUUUAUAAUUAUCUAGUGAAAAUUAAAUGAUUAUCUAAGAAUAAAGAGAGGAAAUAGAACAAUAUUAAAAUGAGGUAAAUAUUUUGAAAGAGUAAUUAAUGUAAUAUGAAAUUGAGAUAAAAUAAUUAAAUGAAAUCAAUUAAUCUUUAAAAUAAGAAAUUAGUGAUUGGGAAGGUAUUUAUUAACAUUUAUUUAACAAUUUAUAGAUGGUUUUGAUAAAUUAGAAUAAGAUUAUAAUAAUAAACUAAAAAUUGAAGAAGAUUCAUAAAAAAUACUUGCAGAAGUUUAAUUAUUGAAUGAAGAGAAUCAGAAUUUGUAAGAUGAACUAUAAGUAAAAGAUAAAUUAUAUAAUCAAUGCAAAUAAUAAUUAUAAAGUCUCUAAAUAGAUUUGAAUUAAUUAUAAUAAGAUAGUUAAUACAAUUAAGAAUUAUUGAAUUAGAAAGAUAAAGAAAUCUAUGAAUUAUAAUAAUAAUUAGAAAGAGAUAAGGAACUUUUAAGAAAACAAUAAGAAUUUUCUAAUAAAGUAAAAAAAUAUAUUCUAUAAUAUAGUAAGAUCUCUUAACUAAAGAAAUUUAAAAGUUGAAUCAACAAUUAAAACAAUUAUAAAAGGAAAACCAAGAUUUGAAGAAUGAUAAAUAAUUAAUUUCUUAGGAACUUCAAGAAAAUAAAGUCAAUCCUGAAUAUUUAACUAAAAUCAAUCUUUUGGGAUAGGUAUAUCAAUUCUAUAAUAUAAGGAAGUUGAAAGAUUAAAUAAUACUUUAGCCUUAAAGAGUCGUGAACUCAAUGAUUAGAAAGCAUAAAUCUCUAGAAUGCAAAAAGAAAUCUAAAAUUUAAGAAUGAAUGAAUUCAAAUUAUAAGAAAUGAAUAUGAGUUUGGAUAAUUUAAUUAACUAAUAUAAUAAAUUGAAAGAUGAUAAUUAAAUCCUCAAAUAAUAAAUGGCUUAAAAGUAAAUUAAAGUAAAUUAAGAAUUGGAUAAAAAAAUAUAAUUACUUUAAUAAGAAUCUGAGAAACUUUCUUAAUAACUCAAUUCUAGUAAAAAAGAGAAUGAUUAUCUAAGAGAAUAAUUAAAUAUAUAAUAAUAAUUGGAAGAUACUAAUAGGUUAUUAAAAUAAUAAGUAGAUAAAUUAUAAAUGUAAAUCUAAUAGUUAGAAAGUGAUAGAUAAAGUUUAAUGCAGGAAUAUCAACUAUUAUCAAAUAGUUAUAAUAAUUAAAAGUUUAAUUAUUCCUAAUUACUUUAAGAACAAUAAGAAAAUAAUGAUUCAGUAUAGUAUAUUAAAUAAAAAAAUAUAGGUUUUCCAAUUAAAAAAUGAAAUCUAACGAUUAUAGAAAAUAAUGUAAGAUACAGUUGAAAAAAACCAUAAUAAUAACACUUUAUAAGAGAUUGUCAAUUAAUAAUAAAAAGAAUUAGAAGCAGCUAAUAGAUAAAUUCCUUUAUUGAAAUAAACAAUUUAAAAGUUAAAAAAUGAAUUAGAAAUAACAAAAGAGUUCAUCACUGAAAAUAAAUAUGAAUAAUAAUAAUAAUAACCUUUAAUAUAAUAGGAUUAAAAAUUGAUUGAUAAAUUAUAGAAGUAUGAAAUAAGGUUUCCUCAAUUAGUAGAAGAAAUUGAGAGACUUAAUAGAAUAUUGACAGAGAGAAAUGAAGAAAUUUUGAUUUAUUAAAAGAAUUCUUUUUAAUAGGAUUAAGUAUUUGAGAAGGUAAGUGCAUAUGAAGGUGAAAUUGAAAGAUUAAGAUAAACAAUUCUUUUAAAAUAAUAAACAAUAGAUUCAUUAUAAUAAUAAAAAGAGAAUCCUGGAGUUUAAGAUAUAAUUUUUAAAUUGUAAGAUGAAAAUAGAAGAUUAACAAAUUUAGUAAAUGUUAGAAAUAAUGAAAUAGCAGAACUUAAAUUUAAAUUAUCAGAAUAUGAAUAGAAACAAAAAUUAUUAGGAGAAUCUAAUUCUGGAAAAUAUGAAUUAUAAAAUUUAAAAUUAAAUUAAGAAAUUGAUUAAUUGAAUUAGAAAUUGUUAGAGGCUAAGAAUGAGAUAAGUUUAUUGAAAUUGACUAAAAAUGAUAAAUUCAAUGAAGAAAGAGUAAAAGAUUUAAUAAAUGCUUUUAGGGGAAAGUAUUGACAUAAGAAUUAGAUAAGUAGAUAAGAAUAAAUAAAGAUAAUGAAAAAGAAUUAAUGAGUUUAAGAUCAAAAUUUGCAGAAGUUGUAGAUGCUGAAAGAAAAUUGAUUGAUUGCAAAUGUCUAUUAGUUUUAUUAUAUAAUGAAAUAGAACGAUUGAAUUAAGAAAAAGAAAAUGAUAAUUUAUUAGUUUGA
This is a messenger RNA of Paramecium pentaurelia, 2608 nucleotides long. The record is from the annotation of a GenBank genome assembly. NCBI's taxonomy places the organism in Eukaryota, Ciliophora, Oligohymenophorea, Peniculida, Parameciidae.